AUGUUCACAGCAAUCCGUAAAAAAUGGCACGAGCGCCGCCGCCAGCCAGACCAGUCAACCCGAGACCUGGAGUGGUCCCUGGCACGAGGCCACCAUGAGAUCAUGUCUCAAUACAACAGACACCACCAAGAACUAGGUCGACUGUACGAAGAAGGCGACUCGAUAGCUCGCGAGCAGAUGAAGGACAUCAUCAUCACCCUUCAAGGUGCACUGCUGAGACAUCUUCGAGAAGCACAGGAACAAGGCUCCAGCCUAGAUCUGAUGGCGCUGCAGGUCGAGUCUGAGCAGGGUCGUGUGCGGACACUGGUCAUUCUGGGGGAUUUGUAUCAGCGACUGUCGCGGGCAUCGCCCAUCCCGCCUACUGUCUCCAUGACUGUUGAUCCUAUGUAUGGACGAAGUUAUAUGUACAAUGGGGCGUAUUUUCCUCAUAAUGUGGAUCGGUUCUCGCCAUCUACGAACAGGGACAUGGUGCAGCUUUCUGGGGCGUAUCCAGUUUCGCCGGGGCCGUUCCUGUUCGAGGGGUUGUCUGUUUCGCCUACAGAUGCGCAGGGCACGCCUGGGCUGUUCGAUACGAGUCCAUCACCGAGAAGACGGUCGUCAGGGUUUGGGUCGGCAAUGGGAAGUAUUUUCUCUCGAUCCCCGCGCAUGAGUAGGUCGUCUUUCCCAUCUUCAGCACCAGAGCCUGGGUUCCAUAACCACCCAGGCUUCAGCCACACUGUCUCGCCAUCCACACCGGAGCCGGAGCCAGAGCCAGAGCCAUCACUUGAUCCAGCACGAGAGCCAAUUUUGGAGAUCCAAGAGCGGUUGCCACCAAGACCCAAUCUCCGCCUGAGUCCCGUCGAAGACGACAAUCUCUGGGGAAGCCAGUGGAAGGACUUGGAUGAUGAGAUCAAUCAUACAUAUCAGCUGAAAGAAGAAUCACCAACCCACCACCUCUCCCCAACAACAGCAAACAUCAUAUCAAUGCACCAAAACCAACACCAAGACCACCGUCACUCCCUCCCACCUCCAUCAAUAGCCUCCACAGACUCUACCCCCUCAAACCCAAGUACAAGCUCAACAUCCUCGCACAUAACACUCGCCCAACACCCAAUCCAACCCCCCAGCCCCAGAUGGUCCCCAAGCAAGACAAACAACUACCUAGGCUUCUGCAAAGGCGCCUGGAAAGUGCACACCGGCUUCCGCGGCUUCAAAAUCCACACGGAACCUGGAAGCGGGUACUACCGACAAGUAUCCUGGCUGCGCUGCAUCAACUGUGCCUUUGAGGGGCCCAUGGCUGCAAAAUGCAAAAGCGACAACCCCCAAUUCGACAAUACGGUGCGCGUUCAUGCCACCACGGGGAUCCGGUACCGCUGGGAAUUCCUAGCGAAAUCACAUGUUCCUUGCAAGCGCGAUUCGGCGGUGGUGUUUUCGGCCGUUGCGCCGCGUGGUGCGUUUUGUUGUAUGUUUUGUUGUGUGGAGGUGAGAGGAUCUACCGGUGUCUAUGGGAAUUUGGAUACCUUUAUGGCGCAUCUUGGGGAGGCGCAUCGCUCUGUCAGUGACGGGGCGUUGGCGCUUCUGCCGACGAGUACUCGGUGCAUUUUGGGGAGGACUGCGGGUGAUCGGGAGUACUUUGAUGUGAAUAUUUGCUAG
Messenger RNA from Penicillium nucicola, 1632 nucleotides. RefSeq lists its product as uncharacterized. The coding region runs from base 1 to 1632 and encodes 543 amino acids. The transcript has a single exon. The record is from RefSeq and is a predicted model, not a curated record. Lineage: Eukaryota; Fungi; Ascomycota; Eurotiomycetes; Eurotiales; Aspergillaceae.